AUGGCCGAGGGCCUGUUUGGAGCAUCCAGCUUCGGUGGCAAUGCCUCGGAGACACAGAACACCAGUCAAGCUCGCAGGACGAAGCUGUACCCAUACGAUUCUACUGCCAUGCAGCUGAUCGAACCGUACGGCGAGUCUGUCAUCAACAACUUGACGAAAGCCAAGCUUUGGGAGGCAGUGAGCAAAGGCAAUCACAAAGCCCAAUAUCACAGCCAUCUCUGUGCACCCACCAGCGAUCAGUGGCACAUCGGCGCCGGCAUCUCUCUAACCGCCGCAGCCCUGGUGGCGGCCGUCAAACACUUCAAAAGCGACAAUGUCAAAGCAUUGAUCAAAGACGAGCUCUACGCCAAGAUCGAAGAGGAAGUGAAUGUCAUGCUGCCAGUCUUUGAGACGUUGAACCUUGGCAAAGGCAGUCAGGAUCAACGAGACACAGGCACUCUGCGACAAGCAAAGCGUGCGAAGAUGAGCACACCUAAGCCGGAUGUGACAGAGCCACAGGUCAUCAAGGCUGCCCAAGAAUUUCACGCUUGGUUGUCCAAGGAGCAGAGCCCUUUUCAAAGCUUUUUGUUCAUCACAGCGGCCAGUAACACGUUCUUCACGGGGCACGUGGCCGAGCUCGUUGCCCGCGCGGCCGUCUCAGAGAAACCUAUGCGCGUGGAGGAUUUCGUCACUGCCAUGAAAGCUCGGUUGCACAAGCCGCCAGAAUCGCAGCCGGCAGGUGCCGCCAGCAGUGCAACAGGAUUGUUUGAGUCGUAA
Symbiodinium sp. CCMP2592 is the source of this 756-nucleotide messenger RNA. The record is from the annotation of a GenBank genome assembly. NCBI's taxonomy places the organism in Eukaryota, Dinophyceae, Suessiales, Symbiodiniaceae.